AUGACCUCUCGCAGCCGCGUACCUUCUUCGCGGCUGCGAAAGGCCCAACCCAUUCAACCACUUUAUUCGAAUAUUGACGCCACUUCGGCAUUCAACAACAUUCGCGGUCACUCUUCGACUGUCUCUCUCACUUUGUCUCCUACGGAGCCGUUUUUCGCCGACCACGAGCUGGAAUGGAUAUCUAUCUCUGUCGAUGGCCACAACCGUGUCAGCGACUCGCCAGAACCGCCCGAUGAGCGGACAUCCGAUGUAGCCUCGGAAAACCUGGAUGAGUUCAAACGGAAACUCGCAAAGGCGACGACUAUGCCUCAGAUGCCAUUCAACUCGUCUUCACUCUCGCUUUCUGAAGUGCCCACUGUGAACAGUAACCUCCGCCGCUCUUUAUCAACCACCGCGACAACGCCGGCCUGGCCACGCGUUUUGAACAUUCUAGACUCUCUAAAACCUUCCUCCCGAGAGCCCACUGCUGCUCCUCUCCUUCCAAGAAGACGCCCAACUCUGCUUGGCCUCCCCCGUCGUCGUCUGUCAAAAUCAGCAUCACAAGGCAAGCAUCACGACGAUCACUCCCAGUUCUCGGCCAGCGAUUUGCCGGUUCAGAUCCCGUCUGGCUUGGCGCGGAUCGAUUCCCGCAGUAGCGUGGCUAGCUCCAUUGCCUUUGCUCCAACAGCCACUAUCCAACAUCAACGCAGGGUUAGUUCAGACUCAGUGCAACCGGCGAAACGGGACUCGCUGCUUUUUGCCCCGACGAAACUCCCGCGGCACCAACGAGUAGUGGACCUAGAUGUGGAUCUGGAGUUGGAUAACAAUGCUACAGACAGCAACCCCAUCUACCGACUGCAGGCCACCACCACGGAUGCGUCGAUCUUACACUAUGACGAUGAUGAUACAACACCGCCAAGAUCUUCUAUUCGCGAUAGCGUGGACAGUGUUGCCUCUCUGGCGUUUGCGCGUAACUUGGUAGGCCGACAUCAACGUACAGUUGAUAUGGAUGUCGAGCCCAUUGAGAGCCUGGAUAACCCUGUUUAUCGGCUCCAAGCAGCGACUGAGGUGCCGGUGGUCUAUCACGAAUCAGCAUCAGAGGAAUUGUUGGACCCAGAAGAUGACUUUGAUUUCCUCGAAACACGGACUACAAAACGCGGCGGAGGAGGAGGUGCAAGCAAACUUGCACGGACACUCGGAACCGACGACUGGAGACCAUCAGUUUCAAGUUCACUUCCACCCGAGCCAUCCAGUUUUGCUGCCAAACGCGUUCGCCGAUUAUCCAUCUCGUCUUUUUUGCCUUCUUCGCGGCCGUCAUCACCGCCGCUACCGCCUUCUCAUUCGUUACCCCCCGCUGCUGCUGCCGCGCGCAGGAAAGCAAGCUGGGGCUCAUUCACCGCGCUAAUGCAGCUGGGCCCUCGCAAAGAGGGCGUCGAGCCUGCGAUGCCGUCUCCACGGCCAUUCUCGGAGUUUGAUCCGCGAUCAGAUUCAUCACACCUCGGCCACGGGCGCCGACACUCGGUCGCCAGCUCAGUGACGGUCCAGGGUCACCUCGAUAACGACAACGCCAGUCCGCGUGACAUGUGGUUUGACGAUGAUUCGGGGUCGAGUACCCCACUGGCACAAACACGGCAGCCGUCAGCAGUAACCUUUGACGAGUACGGCUAUGAGUCCACGUUUGCGACACUUUUCCAGCCUACGAUCAUCAGAACGGAGGAGGUAGAGCUGGAGUGGGCGGGCGAGUGGAAUCGUAAGGAUAUGAGAACUGUGCUGGACGCAUUGAGACGAUUGUAA
Molecule: messenger RNA, 1773 nt
Organism: Mycena indigotica
Lineage: Eukaryota; Fungi; Basidiomycota; Agaricomycetes; Agaricales; Mycenaceae
Exons: 2
Coding region: 1-1773 (590 amino acids)
Source: RefSeq, a predicted model, not a curated record